Melampsora larici-populina 98AG31 is the source of this 1089-nucleotide messenger RNA. RefSeq lists its product as uncharacterized. Gene Ontology annotation, cellular component: Seh1-associated complex; nuclear pore outer ring. Gene Ontology annotation, biological process: positive regulation of TORC1 signaling; cellular response to amino acid starvation. The coding region runs from base 1 to 1089 and encodes 362 amino acids. The record is from RefSeq and is a predicted model, not a curated record. The transcript has 4 exons. Gene Ontology annotation, molecular function: structural molecule activity; protein binding. NCBI's taxonomy places the organism in Eukaryota, Fungi, Basidiomycota, Pucciniomycetes, Pucciniales, Melampsoraceae.
AUGGCUCAAACUCAUUUCCUACCGAUCCCAAACACAGAUUUAAUUUCUUCAUUCAACUUCAAUUAUCAUGGUAAUCGAAUAGCUGUUUCUUCUUUAGAUCAUCAUCUCUAUGUACUUUCAUCGGAUCCUGAAACUGGUAAUUGGCCUCAAGAUAUUCAACAAGAAGAAGAUCAAUUAAUCAAAAAUAAAAAACAUUUGAAAUCAUUACCAAACUUACAAAGUUGGACAGCACAUGAAGGUCCGAUUUUAAAAGUCGUUUGGUCUGAACCUCCUCAUGAUGAAUUAUUGGCUAGUUCUGGUACAGAUGGAACGAUUAGGAUUUGGGAAGAACGUUGUACCGAACCUUCAUCAGAACCUAUCACUCAAUGGCGUCAACAAGCAAUCUUGGCCGAUUCUUAUGGUCAUGUUCGAGAUUUGGCUUUUAGUCCAUCUGAAACUAGCUUAAAACUCGCGUCUAUCUCUACCGAUCAUCAUUUACGUCUUUAUGAGUGUCUAGAGUCCAAUUCGAUCACAUCUGAUAGUUGGAAUAUGAUCAUCGAUCUUGAUCUUUCCGUUUUACCUCCUACUCUCUGUAGUUCAUCAUCCGGUGGUUGGUCUUUAACAUGGUGUCCUGAGACUUACUGGGGCGAUAUACUAGCUGUCUCUGCUGCAGUGAAAUCGACUGGCACCGAAUCCAAUCCGAAUCUACAAACCCAAACGAGUCAUCAGUUUUCAAAACCAGCACCAGUCUCAAGUUUAGCUUGGUCACCUGCAUGUGCAAGGGAUUAUCAUUUGAUUGCAGCAGGUCAUCGGGAUGGAAGAGCAAGGAUUUGGAAAUUAAAACCAUCUAGUCUGAAUUCAUUACCAAGCAAUCAAUCUAGUAUGCAUUGGCAAGUUGAACUUGAUACUGAAUUAGAAGAUCAUGUGAUUAAGAAACCUUUGAAGGAAGUCGGAAGUGAUGGUGACAACAGUGGUGGAGGAGGGGUUGGAAAGUGUGAAUGGAAUGUAACAGGAACGGUGUUGAGUACGAGUGGUUCGGAUGGGAAAGUACGUAUAUGGAAGAGUAAGUUGAUUGAGCUUCACUCUGAUCUCUUGGAUGGUCUUGGCUGA